This is a messenger RNA of Gryllus bimaculatus (two-spotted cricket), 454 nucleotides long. The record is from the annotation of a GenBank genome assembly. NCBI's taxonomy places the organism in Eukaryota, Metazoa, Arthropoda, Insecta, Orthoptera, Gryllidae.
CAAUUUUAAUUUCUUGAUUACAAAAAAUUUAAAGUUCUAAAAGAUGAAAUUACUAGCAGUUGUGGCAAUGGCUGUGCUGGCUAUAUUGAUUGUCCUAUUAAAAAUUAAAGUGCUAUUUGUCCUCCGCAGAGAAAGCGCGUGGGCUGCGCAGCUGAGCGAGCUGCUGGCGGAGGAGGGCGUGGGGCUGCGCUCCACGCUGCGCAUCUUCAUAGAGAAGCUGGAGCUGGUCUACCGGCGCUCGCGGCGGCGCGCGCGCAAGCGACAGCGGGCCUCCAUCGCCACCAACGGAGACCAGGAGGCACCGCCAAAGGAUCUGCGAGAGGUUUUUGAGGAGCUGAAGAAAAUUAUGCCUGCCGCGGAACUCCAGAAGCUGUACCACAAAAAGAUGCAGGAAAGCGAACCCUUCCGGAAGUUCGUGGACUUGCUGGUCGGAGAGCACGGCCAGUACAAAUAA